Messenger RNA from Nomia melanderi (Alkali bee), 8921 nucleotides. NCBI's taxonomy places the organism in Eukaryota, Metazoa, Arthropoda, Insecta, Hymenoptera, Halictidae. The record is from RefSeq and is a predicted model, not a curated record.
GACGACUGCGCAGGAUUUCUCUCCCGAUGCGGUGUCGUUGGCGUGUCGGCCAACCCCCGGCCGGGGCCGAGAGGGUGGAGAGGGUGCGGCCUGGCCUACCCUCCCGUAAUCAAUACCGGUGCCGGCCGGCUCGUUCCUCCGUUCUUUCGCCAGCCACGCGAAAUCCUGCAGACCACGAAUUUUUCUUCUUGUCGUCACCCCCUCGCCGACGCCGACUCCGACGCCGACGCCGACGCCGCCGCCGCCGCCGCCGCCGCCUUCCGUGGCCACCCUUAUCGGCUUUUGUCGUCGCGACGCUGCCGUGACGACCUCGCCGCCCCCUCCGACCCUCCGCGGCCGCCGUAAAUUUCGAAUCGCCUAAGCCCGGCGACUCGUUUCGUUAACCCUGUUAUUCGACGACGGGGUCGUUGCCGAAAAGAAUAAAAAAAGAGGGGUGUACGCACGAAGACUGUCGGCGGGCUAAGCCCAGUCCAGACUGAAGGACUUUGUAUUUAGACGGCGCGUUGUCUGUUGACAGUUUUCUGUAACCUUCGGCGGGGGUCUGGCCCGUGGAUUUCGAAUUGGAACGUUUGGCGGCGCGAUUAUGUAAACAGAGCUAGGAUAGAGGUGACGUUCUUGGACUUUUUUCUCGCGCGCGUGUAUUUCUCGAUCUCGCGACUUCAGGUUCGCCGACGUGUGCGGGAGACCUCUUGUUCUGUUAUUCGCUCGAUCGUCCGGUUAGAGAGAUUGAAGAAACAUCGCUGGUAAUCGUUAUUUAUCGUUCGGAACGUCUCCCGCGGCUUAUGAGAAUUUCAUUCGGGAAGCUUGCCACUCACUCGGACGGUGGUGCCUUUCAAUCAGCGCCGGCCGUUUUACACGUCCGAAUCCUCUCCCUUUCUCUCUAGUUUCUAUUGAUUCUGCGAAAGAGGUGAGAGGUGAAACCACGCUCGGUGAUACGCGUGUAAUUGCAAUGGAUUGCUGAGGCGACGGCCGCGAUUAUUCGAUUAAUUAAUAUUUCUGGUGUUUAGAAAGCACUUAAGGGCUACCCGUGCGCGCGCUGGUUCGCGUCUGUAUCGAUAGCAAUUCAAGGGUAUUGUUAAGGCGUUCUCGGCGGCAGCGGCGACCGUUUAAUCGCGCGAAUGAUUUCUCACGGGAUGAUCGUAAUUACGCGCGUUGCAUUCCUCGGCCGCGGUUGUGCCGAGGGGCGGACGCCGCGUAAACGUAGAUGCGUGAGAGUUGCGUACCACACGCGAAACUCGGCCGCUCGUGUUGCUUAAAUCAUUAAUUAGUGCCGCACGCGCUGCGUUGCACCUCGCCGCGUCCGUUCGAGGCUAGAGUUUUCGCAUGGGCGCCGUACGAACGCGCUCGCGGCGAUUAAUCGCUGAACAAUCGCGCGAUGAUACGUUCGCAGUGGUUCCGCCUUUGCGCCGAUGAUCCUCGGCGAUCGGUUCCUUUGUUCCUUCGCUCGCGAAACAUUCUCAAAAUCGACGAGACGUCGAGCUUCCGAGGAUUCACGGAAACUCGCAAGAUGUCCGCUCUCGAAAAUCCAGUUUCCUUAAAAGUAAUCGAACGCCGCACGCGCGACUGGGGAUAAUUACGUUGCUCAUCGUGUUUGUCGGGUUUUCGGAAGAUUCCUUGGAUGAUGAUCUUUGGAAAUCGAUAAAGUAAAAAUGAGGGAUAAUGCAGGAAUGCUUCGUUUGUUAUUGUAUGGCGAUAAAGGAGGUCACGAUUUCUGGUACCGGAAGUCGGUAAGGAGGUUAGAGUCAUUGCUGAGGGAAAAUCGAUAGAUGGCGGGGAGGUUUGAACGAGUGUCACGGCUCUGUUCGACAGAGUUUUUAUUUCUGCGAUCGAGCCGAGAAGGAUUGAAAUGUCAGGGUUUCGACGACGGUUUUCGUGUUUGUGUAAUGUCAGUCACAAGUGACGCUUUUGCGCUUCUCGCGGCGCACUCUUCACGCGAAACGAUGCCAAGGGGAUAAAUUAUGCCACGAAAGGAGAACACCAAAGCGAAAACAUGGGAGCGAGACAGAAGAAAACGUAUGAACGCUUACUUCAAAACUCUGGCAGACCUUCUGCCGCCGCACCAGGAGGGUCGGAAACGCAACAAGGUCGACAUCCUGAUCCAUGCAUCAAAGUACAUCAAAGACCUCCAUAGUCGUACGGAGGAAUUGUUUUCUGCCCAUGCAUCGGAAGCGCACAAGGAAGAAUUGGCUCGUCUGAAAAAACUUGUAACCCAGCUGUUCUCUCGUACACAGUUAUUGUCGACACUGUUGCGAGAGGCUGGGAUCACUGUACCUGCAGAACCAGCCCUUGAAAAGAUAUCCCCGUUGAAAUGGUCGAAUAAAAUUAAUGUAGAGGACGCAGAGAAGUACUUCAAUAAGUUAGAAGAAAUAAAAAGUUCUGAGAGCAAGAGGGAAAAGUCUGCAGAACUUAAAGUGCCUUCUAAGAGAAAAUCUGUGAAUCCUUCUCAGUCAUCUGCUAAAAAAUUGGUGGAGAAUAGUGAUAUUUCGAAGAAUGUGGAUAGUUUGAUUGAAAAUCAGGAGAAUCAAGUGAAUUGUGCAAACAGUAAGGAUGAUAAUUUGGAUUCAAUAGGAAAUGUAUCGGAAACUGUAUCAAAAGAAUCUGAAUGUUGCCAAACAAAUACAAAUUCUGAUGCAUCAGAGAAUGUUCCAGUAAGUGAUAAAACGAAUAAUGCAUUGCAGAAGGUAGAAUCCCAGAAAAAGGUAAAAAGAAAAACAAAGAAAAAGGAUGGAAAAAAAUCUGUAGCACCUUGUAUAAAUAAUUCUGUAACUAAUUUGACUCCAAAUACUCUUAUACUGUCUGGUGGUAAAUUGAUGCCUUUAGUAACACCUAUGACAUCAAAUAUCAUUGUGAAUACUCAACAGCAACCAGCGAAUCCCAUAAUCCUUAGCAAUACGCAACAAAAUCAGAUGUUUGUUAUGCAACCUUUGACCAAUCGUGUACAGAACUCUGUUGUCUCUAUUUGUAAUCAGGCGUUAAUUAACACUGUACAAAAGGUGACCUUGAAUACCGUCCCAAGUAUUCGCACAAAUGUAGUAGUAGACUCGCAGAAUUGGGCUUCGAAUGUGAAGAAUAUAAUUAACGCGACGAAAAUCGGCGGUCACAAAGGUAUCCUGCCUAAAGGCAAAGAAGUGACAAAAACAACGAUGACGUAUAAAGUUCCUAUUCCAGCGAUUCAUAAAGAAAAGGUGGACAAACCGAAAGAAAGUAAGAAAGAGGAAGUUAAACCUAAAGGGAAUAAAAAUCACGCGAAGGGCUCAAAGAAUCCACAGGUUUCAGAAGCAGUGGAGGAGAAGAGUGAAAAAGAGAAACUCGGAAGAACUACAGAAAUCUCAAGUUCUCCUCAAAAAUGUUCUCUAAAGCGCCCUUUAAAUGUAGAAAUCGGUACCAGUGAUGAACCGGUUGAUAAAAAACAAAAGAUCAAUGAAAACAAUGAAAACCCUGCUACAACGUUGUCAGCAUCUGUAACGAAGGCAGACUUUGCUGUGACUUGUAAAUCAAUUGAAAGUCUGAAGCAUGUGAUAGAAAAAAUAGGCGAAAAUGCGAAUGAAAAUCAAGAUAACAGUCAUAUUCUGCUUGAAUCGAAUGAAAAAGAAUCUUCUACAGAGGCCAAUGCAGAAUGUCCAGUUUCAUUAUAUUCCCCCAACAAGGAUAUCUCUGAAACAUCAAAGACCAUAAGCGAUAUAGAAUGUGAAACGAAGAAGCUCCAAGACGUAUCGGUAUCAGAUUCGGUGUCGCCUGUAACUUUUUCGGAAGAGCAUUUGAAACCGACUAAUGAAGUUGUUUCUGCAUCCUCCGAUACCGAAUUCAGUAUUCCAGUAGACAACGCAUUAGAAAAAUCGGAGAAUAAUAUGGAUGGUUCGAGUUCUAAAUCUUCUCUGACAGAAGUAGAAGAGGCUGUUCAAGAAUCUGUAGAUUCCAAGAAGGUGAAAGAGGUGUGCAACUUAGGCACAGAAUUCGACAAUUUGUUGCAAGUUACACCGAAAGAUCCAGAUGCCAUUGAAGGGACACCGAACUUGGAGAAUAAUAAAAUUAUUUUAAAUCUUGAUACAAAUAUCACGACAACCUUGAAACCGGAAACGAAUGUAACGGUUCAAACUUCUGAUACUACCACAGAAUCGUCAUCGUUACUUCCAGUUAACAUAGCCGAAGACGAGUCCAAGCUGGCCAAAGCAUCUAAGGAUGAUGGACCAAAACCGUCGCUGCCCUACAAUACAGAAAAUUCUUUUGUGCCUAUUGGCAAUAGAGCUGAUGGUCUCCACUCUGAUUUAUCCAAUGACAUAUUCGCUUCCCUUCAAGUACCUUCCAGCUCGCACAAUUCUGAAUCCAUAUCACCUACUGCUGCAUUUUUAAUGGCUUUCCCGCUGGUAUCCUCUUUGAACGGUAAAACUGAAGUCCUUGAAGAGGAGAUGAAAGAGGAUUUCAAGUAUCAUAGUCAAACUCCGCCCAUGUUAUUGCAAAUUGGAACUAUGGAACCCAAUAGCUUCAAAAUCAAGACAUCAUCGCCGUCUCAUUCAAUCGCAGAAAAACGUUUAAAGGUGACUUGCGAAGAGAAGAAAACUAUAAAUCCACCGGUCAGUGAAUCUGUAACUACAGAGAUGAUUGCUACUGUGGAGUGCAGUACUUCUACAAAAGCUUUGCCCAAGGUUGUGAAUAACGAACCCCUUAGGGAACCUUAUAAAAUUGUGCAAACUGUGUUACCAACUUUGGAGAAGACUGCUCCCCCUAACUCAUUUCCACAAACAACCUUAUACUCUAUUGCGAGCGCAUCGACCAGUAAUUCCAUCAAUACCAAUACUCAAUCGGGAGGAAACUGUCAAAAUCAGCUCACAAGAAACUUGCAGAACACUAUUGCUACUAGUGAAAAUAUUAUUGAUUCUCAAAUUGGUACUGUGUCCACCUCAAAUAAAACAGAUCAAACUAGUUGCCCAGUUCAGGUAUCCACUUGUGACACUAGUGUUCGUUACUCGGCUUCUCAAGAUUUCCUGUCAAGUUAUUCAACUGUUGUCGAUAACACUCUGACGAAUCUACAACAGAAUUCAACUGUUUGUAGCAACGGAACUAUUUCAACUAUUUCAGAAGUGAAUCCUGCAGGACUUGAUCAGAGUGCGUCUCAAGCAUCUUUGGUUUCACACCUAGUCAAUACAACAACCACUACGAAUGCUUCUUCUUUGCCUUUACAAACUAUGCAGGUGGAUUACACAUCUCAAAUGAAAGACAAGGAUUCCCACAAUUCCCGCAUUUCUUAUGGAGUUGAUGGAAAAGAUAAUUUAGUUAAUUCCAGCAUUGCGCCUAAUGCAAGACUCAAUUAUACUGGUCACAUUGACAGAGUUCUUCCUACUUCAUCUCAGAACAUACAACAAGAUUAUUCUAUACAAUCCAAGGAUGCAUCUCUACCUAUUCUAUCUGCGCAAGGUAUUCAAAGUGUGUAUGAUUCGCAGUCUAAAAACAAUCAUGUUCUAACCACACCACCGAAUAUUCAUAAUGAGUAUUCUGUGGAUCAGAAUAAAAAUCUCUCACGAAAGGAUACCAUAUCUUAUCCCACGGGAACUGGCAAUGCUUCAACUAGAACUCAAACUUAUUCUUCUAAGGACCCCAUACCCAAUUCAUCUGAAAACCAUUUUCAACAUAACUAUCCAAAGAUGAAAGAUUCCGAAUCGUCGGUAAAUAACAUUGUAGAUCAAGAUGCAAAGUUGAAUGAUAUUCUGAGAUCGAAGUCGCAAGAGACACAAGAUCACAGACGGGAGGCGAGUUACAACUCAUCGAAGAAAAUUGAUGUUGAUCCUUUCGCUCAAACAUUCUCUUAUGGUGUAAAGAAAUCCAUAAGCGCACAAACUGAACAAAACGUUAUGAGUCAGAACACGGAGAACCUGUUCCAAGGGAAACGGGAAGACACUCAAAAUUACACUUCUUAUUCCAACAAGGACAUAAAGAAGAUCAACACCAGUUCCUCGAAUCCUGUAAGUUCUAAACCUUUAAUUCAAAACGUCCCUGUUUCACGUUACUCGCAGCAACCGACUUCCUUCGUUGCCACGUCCAAUUUUGAGCAAAGCACCGUUACGGAUAAUCAUGCUAAAUCAACUACCACCGUUGCCCAGAACUCUUCGAAUUUCAGUAUUUUAUCUUGGACUACUUUAUCGCCUGUUGGCGGUACUGGUAACAAUAAUUUGGUGCAGUUUGAGCAAGGACAAAGUCAGACAGAAACCACGGAGCAAAAAGCCAUCUGUGAAAGUUAUAAUUAUGUUCCUUUACACAAGGAAAAUUCAAACUUCUCCGCAGUGUUGACGAAUGAUGUUUACUCGGGCAAUUCAACUGUGGCUAACAUAGAUAAGUCGAGAAUGAAGUCCGGAAUGGAACCACAGAAGCCCUUCGUUGACCCUUCCAAGGCAAGAAAUAUUCAGACGAAUGUCCCGCCGUCUGGUAAACAAAGUCGGAUGCAAAGUCAAAGUCAAACUUCAUCCAGUAACAAUGAUUACACUAAGUACAACACUGAAAAUAAAAAUAAGUCCAAGUACGGAAUAGAAUCAGAGUAUAUUCAGAAUGAGUAUCCAGGUAUGGAACAGCAGUCACAACAGCAACACGGACCGAAGAAUCAUCAGUCUAUGCCACAGAAGCAGGACAAGGCUAUAUAUCCAAUGUCCAAUUAUGAUUCACAGGUCAACUUUGAUUUGCCAGAAGUUAGCACGCAGAUGAAGUACUCUGUAGAUUAUACCAGUUCAAAUUUCAAAUAUCCGGAUAAAUCCCAGCAACAUAAUCAGAUUAAAUAUCCACCACUAGUUCAAGGACAAAUUCCCUCUCUUCAGCAUGAAAGUGUUUCAUAUGCCAAUGACGGCAAGCAUGCACAACAACAGAGUGCCACAAAGUCCAAGUCGAAUCAACAACAGCAUGCUAUCAGAGCUCCUGUAAACUGGAUGAUGACACCUGAAAUCAAGCAUAACACGAAUAUUGCCGACAUAAUUUUACCACCUAUUGGAAAGGAACUUGACUUUUGUCAGAAUAAUCUGUUUGCUCAGACUCCGUCGUACAACCAAGGAACACCUAAUCAGUUUUAUAACAACUAUGACGUAACAGCCCACAGUUUCCCCAAUUUACCCGUUCUGCAAAGUGAACCAAAGAGAACUUCAGACGUAUUUUAUUCUGAAGAGCAACCGUUCCCAUGGUCUCCUACAAAGACCAGUGUUCAUGUCGAACAAUCUCAACCAGUUAAAGGUAUAGAGCAGCACAUUGUACCUUCCAGUCUUCCAACUUUAGUCGGAGAUUUGGACCUAGGUACUAAUAUACCUGAGAAACAGAAUUUCCUGUUCAGUCAGGUACCGUCUAGAGUUCCAUCUGACCAGAAUAAAGACCCCAUCAAAGAUAAAGAAGGUGCCGUAGCUGCACGUGAUUUCCAUACAGUGUUAAAUACUCAAACGGUACAACAUCCAGGAGCUGGUUCAUCGUUCCUUUCUGUGAGUCAAUUGGUGGAGCACGAGAAGGCUGAAAAAUCUCAUCAGCAGCAUCACCAGCAGCACCAUCAUCACCAUCACCAUCACCAUCAUUCCCAUCAACAUCAACAGCAGCAGCAGCAGCAACAACAGCAACAACAACAGCAGCAGCAGCAGCAACAGCAGCAACAACAGCAAGCCAGAAAACAUCAAAGAAAAAGUAACACUAGUCCUAGGGGAAAUAGUAAGCGGCAAAUAGACCUUCGUAAACAGACAUCGGGUAACGAUCAGUUGCAUCAGAGGCACGAAGACCAAAAGUCAUCGGGUCACACCUUCUCAGAACAAGGGUAUCAGCAACAACAGCAGCAGCAGAAAUAUCAGCAGAAUAAUGUUCACUGGAGAAGCAGGAACUGUAAGAGCAAUUACACUGCAGAGGCAUUGAUUGGAACUAAUAGUAGUGUCCAUGAUACAAUCCAGGAUAAACAUGCUUCUAUAAAGUUUACUACCAACUACCCUCAGAAUAAAUUUCAAACUAGUCUACCAACUGCGGAUACCGUCAUGCCCAUCAAUUAUUUUUCUAAUACCGAUGAUGGAAGUGGGUACGGGCAAAUGGUUAAUCAGAAUUUCAAUUCGUAUACAUACUCUUCCAAUACAAACAUUUAUCCUACUUCAAACUUUAUAACUAGUAUAUCAAAUACUCCCACCAGUUACAUGAUGCCAUUACACGAUAACACCGAUUACAUGGAAACAAACGCGUUUCUUCUACCAAACGUGGCAACUUCCUCCAGUGCCACUUCAUCGUCCACUUCUACAGUAACAACCUCGACCACUAAUGUAAAUACAAACACAAAGAACCACCAGCACUACGCGAAACAUCAGAACUGUGACAAAAGGACAUACUCUACAAAUGCAAAGAAAGGGAAAAGAAAAGGUCUAGACGGGACAAUGCAGAAUUUAGAGUUCCCGCUUUCCGGCAUUAAUUCACCCUUGGAGGAUUAUCAUCAUUCGGCUACCUUCUUGCCACCACCACCACCGCCGCAUGCUAGCCCCCUGUAUCAAAACCAUCCACAAGCAAAUGUAUACACAAAAGCUGUAAAUAGUUUACCACCGCCACCAGCAGUUGCUGGUCCUCAAGGUGUACCGACUGUAGCCACACCCGGAUUUUCAAUGAAUCCAAACAUGCCAAGAGGAGGAAUCGUUUCAAGCAACCCAAUGGCUAUGACCCAUCAUCCCUCGGGCACCAGUCUUACCAAUUUUAACUUGAGUACCAUAUUUCCUGAGAUGAAUGACAAAAUUACAGGAUACAAACCGCCGAACGGUAUACCAACUGGUUUGACACAACCACCGAAUCAGACCACAGCUUACACACAGAGAACCAAUUAUCCGACGAACCCACUCUGUCACUUGCCUCAGGUAUCUGAAGGAAGCCAAUUUGGUAACAGUGUUCCUCCUCCUCCUCCUCCACCUCCUCCUGGAGUAAUACAUUAUAAGAAUGUAUGA